UUUCACUGGGUGACACCAACAUAGACUUAAAAUCAAUCAAUAGACUUGUGAUGUCACGUACUCCUCCUCCUCCUCUUUCAUUCACACUCACGCCCGUGCCCUCUUUUUUUCUCUCUCUCUCCCUCUUCCCUCCCUCUCUUACUUCUUUUUUUUUAUAGCACACUCACUACUUUAAGCUUUUUCCACUCUACUUUUCUCCAACUACUUUUUUUCCCCUUUCCAAAUCAACACACAUGAGUUCGGUGUCUUCACACGACGGCAGUGAAAAAGACGGGUUUCUCCAUCGUAUGCCCGACGGCUUUCCUCAUCGAUACAGCUCCAUGCGCAAAACAGACUUACUUGACACCUUUGAUUCUGUGCGACAUCGCGAUACGGACACUUGGAGUGUAGCAGCAACGAUUGACGACCAAGAGUCAGUUAUCAGCGGUCCUGGCGGUACUGCGAGUCUAAUCAGCAGCAGCCGAGCAACAGCAGAGGGACGAGAAACUGACGACGAUCGAUCCACACUGGACGGCAUUAGCGAAACAGCAAGAGACAUGCACCCAGCACUACUGCUUGGCGACAACACGUCGUCGUCUGCGUCAUUUCGACUAGAAGCGCUCCGGGAUUUGGAUGGACCACUGUUACACCAUGACAAUGCCAGCAGCAUCACGACAGACGAUGACAAGCGUUCCAGGUCGAAUGCAGCCGAGUUUGGCGACGAAGGAACCCGAUCCGCAACAGCCGAUUUUGGUGACAGCAGUGAUACGAGUGAUGAUGAAACAGAAGGCCAGGCAAUGCAUCAUCACCAUCACCACCACCACCACCAUAACGUGGUCAACGACGAUAUCUCUGCACCGCCACAGCCGCAACCAAGCUUUGCGUCUGUCACCAAAUCGUUCGCAGAGAUUAUGGAGGAAAACGAGGUGCUUCAUAACCAACUCCGCAACCUGCAAAUCGCACAGAAGCACCAGUCUGAAGUGAUUGAGAAUUUACGUUCGCUGACCGGCUGUAACGAGGAAAUAUACGGCCGUGCGCUUCAUCUUUCACAGGUCACCCCAGAGGAGUUGGAUCGAUGGAAUGAACAGGGCAAGUCGAUUGGCGCCGGUGGCGCCGGUGUCGCUGGCGUUAAUGUUGGUGCCACGGGUGGCGCUGGUGCCGGUGCGCCUGUUCCAUCUUCUGCUGCUUCAGUACCUUCCAGACCUGUCUCUGCAUCUUAUUCUCACCACUCUACUACAUCCGCAACCAACACCAAUCCUGCCACCACUGCUGCUAAUCCCACUUCUUCCGGUGCUCCCAACGCUGGCCCCAUUGCUACAGCUGCUCCCAUUUCAGCCACGCCAGCUGCCUAUGACAUGGAUCACACCAUGCCCAACUCGCGCUCGUUAACACAACAGCUUGCUCGUCUGGCCGAAUUGGUGAUUCGCUUUGUGCAAGUGACAGUUCCAGACGAAACGUGGCGACCUACAUUGGAGCAGUUUUUGUUUUCGCAAAUCACGGAUGCGUAUCUCGUUUCUUUGCCGUUCGGUACAGAAAAUCAGGAUCUGCUCAACUUGGCCUAUGCGGACCAAAUCCGUCGUUUCCAAACUACCCUGGGCGCUAAUUUUGCGAAAUGGUACAGACGUCAAACGGUGCAGUCAUUGUCGCUGAACCCGGCUACAAAGGGAUAUCUGGAAAUGUUGCGCGCGCAAAUGACGGAAAAGCUCGAGACGAUGCUUACGGAAGGAGGAAGAGGAGGAAACAAAAUGGUGAAUGGCAGUGGUGGCGAUAAUGAAGAUCAUGCCACGACUAUCAUUGAACAUCGGAGCUUGUGGAACGAGGUGCUGGAUCAAUGCACAGUGCUAUCGCUCGUUAUCCAUGGUUGUGAGGCCGACGUCUCAGUACAAGCGGUUGCUGUUGGCGCUGAAUACGACGAACAUGUCAUGGCGGUCGUUGGUGAUGUUGAUCAUGCAGACAAGGACAAGACAGUCAAAAUGGUCAUCAGCCCUCUCUUCAUUGAUGAAGAACAAAUAGUGUUGUUGCCGGCACGUGUGCUGUUGCAAUGAUAGCGGCUUUCGCAAACUUGUCCCCUUUAUCCUUUGUUCUCGCUCUGUCACAUCUUCACCUUACCAGUCUUCCUUCGAAUCUCCAAAUCGCCCCUUAUCUAGCACAACUUUAUGCGUACCUAUUCUCGCUCUCUAUCUCACGCACAACUUUAACUCUUGUCUUUUGUUUUCCGUCUGUACAUUCUUCAAAGGGAGAUUUUACCGGUUUUUCUUUCCACCUUCCUCUUAUCAAUGCAAAAAUAUACACCAUGCAACGACAUCUGUUUGCAAAGAAAAGUCAAAUGAUGUAUGACUCCCUGCAUUUGAACAAGGUUUUGAUCCAUU
Molecule: messenger RNA, 2348 nt
Organism: Zychaea mexicana
Lineage: Eukaryota; Fungi; Mucoromycota; Mucoromycetes; Mucorales; Lichtheimiaceae
Exons: 1
Coding region: 234-2024 (596 amino acids)
Source: RefSeq, a predicted model, not a curated record